CGAAACCAAACGUAAAAAUGUAAAUUCCAUUGUGCGGGUCUAUAGCACCAGCGGGUUCAUUCCUUCACGUCUGCAACAUGCUGCGCAGUCUUGUGAGCGGCACGCGGACGCGCCACCGAGUGCUCCAGCAGGCUCGUCGCUUCAGUCAGACACCUGCCACUCCGUUACUGAAAGCUCACACGAAGGCGGUGCGUCCCAGCGCUGCAAUCAGCUUGAGUUCGAAGGGCAGGGCUCUGGAGCUGGCGGAGACGCAGCGAACGCGGCACCGAGUCACUAACAGCAAUGUACUGAGUUACUGGAAGGCAGCAGCGUUGGCAGUCACUGCUUGUGGCACUCUGGGGCUGCAUACGGCAUCCUGUGCCUCCAACACGAGCGACGGCAAGGACGAGGAUCCAGUGGAGAAGGCCAAGAAAAUGGUACAGGAUUUAUCUACCAUCGCCAUUGCAAAACUUGCCGAACUGCUGCCUGAGGAUUACAGUAAUCUACAGCAGAAAGUGGACGAGUUCCUGGCCUCUGGCAAAGCUGGCCAGAUCUCCUGGGGCUUCUGCAUGGGCGCGUGUUCGGGCUUCGCUCUGAAAAAAGUAUCCAAGCUGGGAGCUGUGGCAAUUGGCUCGUUGUUCGUGCUGCUGCAAUGCGCGAGUUAUUCCGGCUAUGUGGACGUCGACUACAAGAAAUUGGAGCGGGAUUUCAAGAGUUAUCUGGACAUUAACAAGGUAUUGCGAGGAUGGGAGGUUUGGUGGAGAAGGGAGACUGAUAUUAUACUUGAUUUUUGUAGGAUGGCGUGUUUGAUACGAAGGACGUGGACUCCAUGUACAAGUCGGUGAUGAAAGUGCUGGAGUUCAGUCUCCCUGCUGGCAGUGGGUUCGCCGCGGGGUUUAUUCUAGGGUUUCGCUCAGGAUAAACCCUAGUUUUAGCUGUCAAAGUUGAGUAGUGGUGGGAAAAGUACUAUUUUUUUACAUUAAGCAGUGACUCUCAACUUGUAUUACUAUUUUGCAGCCAGCGGUGAUGGCGUUGUCGUGUAUACAGGGCUGAGGAUCUCGAUGCACACGGUUAUAUCGUCGGAGAUCGAGUCGUCCACGAGCGGGUGUGUGUGUGGAUCGUAGAGCCGAUAAACGAGUAACGUGAACACGUUGAUCGUCAAGAAGAGGGCGUUCAAAGACAUGAUAAACGGGUUCGUGAUCAAGACUCCGUACGUGAGCCAGAGGAGGUUGCUUGCCAGUCCAGCAAUCACCAUGUGCACGUUGAUGAAGACUGCAGACUUGUGUUUGAGGACUUGGAACAAUUUCUCCAUUGGUGCGCCGUACAGAAACACUCCUCCGCAAUCGGCAAUCAGCCCCAUUGUAGUGUUGAUACUUGAAGUGGACUGACCCGUGUACCCCAGACUACCGACGAUGGCGUAGAUGGUAACGAAAGCAACGAUAGUGAGAACGGCAGCCAGAACGCGAAACACGCAUUGUUUGUCCGUUGAAUAAUAGCAGUAGAUCGACAGAUAGACGAUGGCACAGCAUUCUCCGUACAGGAAACAGGAAACCAGUGGGAAGUAGUUUUUGGUGAGGUAGCCGUAGACCAUCCUGCCGAAAAAAAGUCGUCAGUUUAGCUUUUACUUACAAUAAACGAUGGCAAGCUUACCAAAUGUGUGAACUGCCAAGUAGUGAAGCUAGAGGGACAACGGAAGUCACUCCGACGUGCUUCUGUUUGUAAAUACGGUGCAUGAGCAACGAUGGACUGGACGCCAACCCAAUUGUUGCCACUCCAGC
This is a messenger RNA of Phytophthora nicotianae INRA-310, 1757 nucleotides long. RefSeq lists its product as hypothetical. The transcript is spliced from 2 exons. The coding region runs from base 78 to 824 and encodes 248 amino acids. The record is from RefSeq and is a predicted model, not a curated record. Gene Ontology annotation, biological process: autophagy of mitochondrion. Gene Ontology annotation, cellular component: mitochondrial outer membrane. Lineage: Eukaryota; Oomycota; Peronosporomycetes; Peronosporales; Peronosporaceae.